UCUAAUACAAUUCUAGAAACGAAAAAUGCAGAAAUCACUGAGAGCAUACAGCGAGGUACUGCGACUCGUGCGCCGCCUCCCGCCGGAGACAAGGCCUUACUACUCCAAAUACGCGCGCGAAAACUUCGUGAACUAUCGAGAACUCGACGACUCCACCUCUCUCAGCGAGCUCCUCAAUCGAGCCUACGUUCAUUCCAUCUGGGUCCUCAAAAAGUAUUCGGUGGAUCAGUCGGCGGCUGAGAGGUUGAAGCAGAUCUGUUUUGGUUGAUGCCCGGUAGAUGAUGAUGAUUCAAAUAUCAGCAAUGAUGCUUACUUUGUUACAGAAGAAAUGUCGGGGGAAAAACUUGCUAUGAAGAGGUUUUUGUAAGCUGUAUGAUCAUAAAUUUCUUCAAUAAUGUUUUCUUCACUUCCCUUGAGAGAUUAGUUUGAGAUCCUUCAUGUGUUUUGUAAAAUAGUACUUAUAGCUUGCAACCUUCGAUUUUUUUGUCGGACUGUUGGUACCCUUGACAUUCAUGUAAUUUCAAAAACGGACUGGAAAAAUAUUUAUUUUGCUAUACUUUAUGAA
Asparagus officinalis (garden asparagus) is the source of this 565-nucleotide messenger RNA. Its product is annotated as LYR motif-containing protein At3g19508. Bases 26 to 268 code for a protein of 80 amino acids. The record is from RefSeq and is a predicted model, not a curated record. The transcript has 3 exons. NCBI's taxonomy places the organism in Eukaryota, Viridiplantae, Streptophyta, Magnoliopsida, Asparagales, Asparagaceae.